GGUGCAUUUGAGUAUUUGACUCUUGCCAGCGAGGAAAGCCAAAACAACCGCUGAAUUCAAAAUCCACCACCCACCGAAAAUUUCCCAAAAAACAUUGAUGUAGGGAACGGAAGGGCCCGGUUUUUGGUGUCCAACACCCUAUUUAAUUCACCACACUGUGCUUUUUACUCCAACCGCGCCCCCACACCCCGCUCCUCUCGCUCCUCGCUCCCUUUUCACCUUCCCCUUCGCAGGCUCCCCCUCCCGUGCCGUGCUCUCUCAACAAGGGAGAAGGGGAAACCACCACCACCACCACACUUGAUAAGAAGGGGGCCGCACGCGCCUGCCCGCUCCCGCCGCUACGCCAUGGACGCCUGGGAGGCCACCAAGGCGGUGUUCGACCGGGUGCGGGCGCUGGACCCGGACAACGCGUCCAAGAUCAUGGGCCUGCUGCUCAUCCAGGACAACAGCGACAAGGAGCUCAUCCGCCUCGCCUUCGGCCCCGACCACCUCCUCCACGCCUUCGUCUCCGCCGCGCGCGCCGACCUCGCCGCCAAGCCCGCGUCCCCGCCGUCGCCCGUGCUGGGCCCGCUCCACCAGACCUGGGGAGCGCCGCCGCACCCGAGCCCUACCGCUGGCUCCGACCACCAACACCAGGCCCCCUUCGCCGCCGACCUCGCGCUCGGCUACGACUUCGACGGCGCCGGCGCCGGCGCUGACGCGUUCUUCCCCGACGACUACGACUGCUGGUCACCGGCCGGCGCCGCCCACCGCCGCAGCUUCUCGCUCAGCGACGCCGAGGCCACCGCCGCCGCCGCCGGAGGCGCUGCGUGGAGGCCAUGCAUGUACUUCGCGCGCGGGUUCUGCAAGAACGGCUCCUCCUGCCGCUUCCUCCACGGCUUUCCGGAGGACGAUGACGCCGCCGCGGAGCGCGAGAUGGUCGUCAUGCGCGCCAAAGCCCUUGCCGCCGCCGCCGCGCGCCCCCAGCAGCAGCAGCAGCUCAUGGCGUCCGCGUUUCCCUUCUCGCCGUCGCCGCCCAAGGGCGUCAACCUCAACUUCCUGCUCCACCAGCACCAGCAGCAGAACGAGCCGCAAAGGGCGGCGGCGGCGGCGGCCAUGCUGCUCCAGGGCGGCGACGACAUGCACAGCAGGUUCCCGGUGCGGUCGCCCCGGAUGGACCGCGGCGAGCUCAUGUCCAGCCCCGCCGCGCGGCAGAUCUACCUCACCUUCCCGGCCGACUCCACCUUCAGCGAGGAGGACGUCUCCAACUACUUCAGCAUGUACGGGCCGGUGCAGGACGUGCGCAUCCCGUACCAGCAGAAGCGCAUGUUCGGCUUCGUCACCUUCGUCUACGCCGAGACGGUGAAGAUCAUCCUCAGCAAGGGCAACCCGCACUUCGUUUGCGACGCUCGCGUGCUCGUCAAGCCCUACAAGGAGAAGGGCAAGGUCCCCGACAGGUUCAGGAAGCUGCAGCACCCGCACCACGGCGACUUCGCCGGCUGCACGUCGCCCACCGGACUGCUGGAUUCCAGGGACCCCUUCGACCUGCAGCAACCGCAGAUUGGACCUAGGAUGAUGUACGGGAACGUUGCUGGCCACGAAGCAUUCCUGAGGAGGAAACUGGAAGAGCAGCAGCAGGCGGCCGAGCUGCAGCAGGCCAUCGAGCUGGAGGGGCGCCGCUUCAUGGGGCUGCACCUCCUCGACCUCAAGAGCAGGGGCCACCACCACCUCGGCUCCUCCCCCGCGGCCAUGGCCACCACCACUCUGGGGCAAGGCGACGACGGCUGCAAAGGCCGCAGCGCCAACGGGAAUGACAAUGCCGUCGCCUUCCAUUUGGAGGAUGCCAACAUCCAAGCAGAUACUCCUACCAAGAUGAACAGUAACAGCCUUGCAAUGAGUGGUGGGCCUGCAGCCGGUGCAGGAGGCGAGCACGAGGAGCAGCAGCAGGAUGGGGACGGGGAUGGCAGUCCCAAGCAGGCAGUCAACCCUGGGAAAGAGGAGAAGACGGAAUCUGGUCCUGUCACAGCCACGCCCAUUGUUGCCUGUGGAUUCCAAGAAAGUGGCGUGGUGGAGCACAUCUUGCCUGACAGCCCCUUUGCGUCCCCCAGCAAGGCCUCCACUCAAAAUGGGAGCAUCAUCAGCAAUGCGGCUUCAUCCCUCUUCCCCCCGCCUGCAUCCACCAUGGAGCUGCCCCCGUACAGCUCUUGCUUCUUCCAGGCGCCCAGGUUUUCUCCUGGGCAUGAAGCCAUUGGGCUGUGAAUACAGAACAAGGGGAGGGGGUCUGCUUUCCUCUAAUCUGUGAGGACUAUCGGUGACCCCGUCAAGUGGAGGCAAGAGUUAGGAAGCUUUGAUUAACAAAUACUAGGUGUAUGUUCAGAGAGAGGGACAGCAACAACAGCAACCAAAAAAGAGAGAGAGAGACAGACAAGUCUAGGUUGUUUUAGCUCUAGGCCCUAAGUAUAUGAUGAUAGCAGUCGUAUAAAUAACAGUGUUUUAGUAAGUAUCUCCUGCCGGGUAUGAAGACUCAAGAACAAAGGUCAGAUCUCGCGUAUGCUCGUUUGUAGCAGUGUGGAUCUGAUACAGGUAAUUGAAACCUUUAGAUGGUGGUAGGGCUAGUAGUGAGCAGUAGACGACAACUAGUCCUGGCAGCCAGUUGUAGUGAGGUGACAUGGCUGCAUACAGACAUCCAACCAAAGGAAACAGAGGGUGUGGUGUGGAAAGAAGGGGAGAGUGGACAAAAGCCAGACAUGGCUGGCGCUGCUGCUGCAUAGGCACAGGCACAGGCACAGGGAAAGGUGAUGAGACGAGAGGGGUGGGGUGGUACUCUGCUGGGACCGGCGCACUCACGGGUGCGGAGAAUCAGCUUCGCCUCACGAGCGAUGCAGCAGCGGAGACACAGACACCUCUCGUCUGCGUACUGUUUCGCCCAUGCUCUUGUCUUGUACGCAUGCAGCAGCGCUCCUUGUCCUUUGGCUCCAUCGAUGUAUUACCUGCUCUUCUUUUCAACUAGGAGUUUAGCGGACAAAGAAAUGAAAAAGUAAUUAGCAGUCAUUUAUCUUGGUCAAUGGAGUUUAUGUUUUGGUUGGUUCUUA
Molecule: messenger RNA, 3071 nt
Organism: Zea mays
Lineage: Eukaryota; Viridiplantae; Streptophyta; Magnoliopsida; Poales; Poaceae
Exons: 9
Coding region: 346-2238 (630 amino acids)
Molecular function (GO): metal ion binding; RNA binding
Source: RefSeq, a predicted model, not a curated record